This is a messenger RNA of Paramecium pentaurelia, 855 nucleotides long. The record is from the annotation of a GenBank genome assembly. NCBI's taxonomy places the organism in Eukaryota, Ciliophora, Oligohymenophorea, Peniculida, Parameciidae.
AUGAAUUGGUCGAAUGUUUCAUUUCAUCUUUUAAAAUAUGAAUCUGUGAGACAAAAGGAGAAUUAAUUCGAACAAUAAUAAUAAAAAACUUCACUUAACAAUAACUCUUUCUCGAUUCCUUCAAAAUAAGAAUAAUUAUAAGAAAAAAUUAGAUGCAAAUCUGAUCAAUGUGAUGAAUUUGGAAAUUACUCGAAUAAAUAUAAGAUUUUUCAUGAUCUUAUUGUUGAAUUUCCAUAACAUAAAAAAUAAAGACUUACCUAAAUAAUCGUCUAAAAUUUAAGUAUUAGUUUUCUUAUUUAGAAAAAAAUCCAAUCUCCUUUCAAUAAAAUUCUUUUAGAAAUAUUGUUGUUAAAUCAUAAGGACCAUAAAAUAAUGUCAUAAGCACUUUUAAUAAAAGAUUAAAAGAUAUUAAACAUUAGGAAUAAGAAGUUAAUUUGGAUAGUAAAACUGGAAUGGAUUUACAUAACAAGAAUGUCUAAAAAAUUAUUAAAUAAGAGAAAUUUUCUAAAGUAGAGAUUGAUCCUAGCAUUGAAACUAUGCAUACUGGUAUCUUUAGUUGUUCUCCAGGAGAAAGUCCUAGAGUUAAAGCCUUUAAAAGUACAUUCACAUUAUAUUAUAGAAACAACUAAUAAAUUUAUUUUAAAAUAAACUCUUUAAAAAACUAAUAUUAUUGAUAAAAUAAUAUGUGAGAGUAAAAUUAAUUAAAAAACAACUUAUUCUCCUAGAUCAAUAGUGAAUCAUUAACAUAAAAAGACUAAUUCUAGUGGUCAUUCUGCUUAUUCAGAAUAGAACAAAUUUCUUCGUAGAAUUAUCGGUAAUUCUCUCUUUUUAAAAACUCUAAAUAAGUAAUUAUGA